AUGAGGAUUGGCGUAGCACUGGUGGUGAUGGCACUGGUUGCAUUGGCCGUAGUAGACGCCAAAUGCAAGUGUCCUCGCAACGAAUGCGAUUGUCAGUUGGAGAUUCUUCGUGGGCCCCAACCGCAACUGUUUCCAUUUUACAAGAAAAAGAAAUGUAACGUGACCAAACCACUUGAAUUCAAGCCAAAACCAGAUGUUUGUUCUUGCGAGCAGGAAUAUCGUAUUCGUCCCUCAGCUCCUGACUGUGUCGAACCAAAGUUCGCAAAGUCUCAAUCUUGCGAAUGUGGUUACGAUAAUAAUGAAAAUCAGCGGAAGCGAAAAUAUCCCGCCGACAGCAUCAGUCAACAGCUGGCAAUUUUGAAUGCGAAGAAGAAAGAUGUUCCCGAAAUGUACUUGCACAUGCACGCAACUCCAAUGAAGCCCUCGCCGAUGCCGAAGCAAGCCGGCGUUGCUGAAGAACGACUUUUCAAAACGAACCUUAAUGUACUUGAGCUAAAACCACCGAAACGGAAGCGUAUCCAUUAUCGUAUGUACUCGUCGGAAGAAACGGAAGGCGCACCGUGCCAUCCGAAGGACCAAAACUACUGUGACAUCUGCUAUGGCAAGGUUGAAGCCAAGGAGCCCAAGUUCGAUGUACUGCGCCAAGACGGACCCGUGUGUGACAAUUGUCAGGAUCGCGAAACCACCGAAGAGGUCCUAAGUACGGAGGAGGACUAUUCGCCAGAAAAACCAACUCAGCACUGUUCCAAGUGCUCGAAAUCGAAGAAAAAGUGCGACUGCCCUCCGAAGUACGUGAGCUAUGAAACUGAAUCGGAAGAAGACGAUUGCCCAUUUGCUAAACACUAUUCGCGGUCCGUCCGUUCAUCGAGCGACCUUGAGCCUGCACUAGUAGUCUAACGUGUUUAGUACUUGGCACGAUUUGUGUGGUUUCCGUUGUGAUAUACUAAUAUAAAAUAGAUUUUGCCU
Molecule: messenger RNA, 966 nt
Organism: Anopheles nili
Lineage: Eukaryota; Metazoa; Arthropoda; Insecta; Diptera; Culicidae
Exons: 2
Coding region: 1-897 (298 amino acids)
Source: RefSeq, a predicted model, not a curated record